GUGUGCAGUAUAAGUAUGGGUCUCCAUCUGAGUGAGUGGCAGAGCAGAGAGAGAAACUGAACAGCUCUCUGCUUUGCAACUCUCGGAGAAGGAAAAGCACACGCUCUUCGUUCGCUGAAAGUUCUCAGGAGGGUCUGGAACCCGCGGAGAAGCAGCGCAGGCAGCUGAGAGAGGUGGCCUCCAACCCAUCAAGAGGAACCUGAGAGAUCUGCUUGGGAAUUAAAGCCUUCUAGACGAGGAGGAGGAGAAGAAGAAGAAGAAAGAAGUCAGGGCUGGGGAGAACUUUCCUGGUUUGCUCUGUGGACUUUUUGCUUCAACGCCAAGUGGAGUUAGACGGCCACAAUUUUUCUGGGGGGAUCUCUGAUUCAGUUGUGUUUGGUGCUUCUGGGGAGAAGAAAGCAAGUCAGUUCCUGGGCAGAGUGGUUUGGAGAAGAGUCACUUGUUGAGGGUGGAAGUGUUCUGGGGCUACAGUAGCAGAGGUAGAAACGAUGCAGGUGGACAACUUCAACCAUGGGAACCUCCAUUCUUCCCAAGGUCACCGCGGGAUGGCCAACAACAAGCCCAACGUCAUCCUUCAGAUAGGAAAGUGCAGGGCUGAGAUGCUAGACCAUGUGAGGAGAACCCAUCGGCACCUCCUGACCGAGGUGUCCAAACAGGUGGAGCGGGAGCUGAAAGGCCUACAGAAAUCGGUGGGGAGACUGGAGAACAAUCUAGAGGACCACGUUCCCUCAGCCGCAGAGAACCAGAGAUGGAAGAAGUCCAUCAAGGCUUGUCUGGCUAGAUGUCAGGAGACCAUUGCUCACCUGGAGAGGUGGGUCAAGAGGGAGAUUAAUGUCUGGAAGGAAGUCUUCUUCCGCUUGGAGAAAUGGGCCGAUCGGUUGGAAUCUGGCGGGGGGAAGUACCCUCAUGCUGAUCACGCCAGGCAAACUGUCUCGGUGGGCGUAGGGGGUCCGGAAAUUCAACCCAGCAAAGAUGAGAUUUAUGAUUACGCCUUAGACAUGAGUCAGAUGUAUGCCCUGACCCCUCCUCCUAUCGGGGAAGCCCCUAGUGUGCCUCAGCCCCAUGACUCCUAUCAGUGGAUCACUGUCCCAGAAGAUACGCCAUCCUCCCCGGUGGAGACCCAGAUUUUUGAGGAUCCCAGGGAAUUCCUGACUCAUCUGGAGGAUUAUCUGAAGCAGGUGGGUGGGACCGAAGAGUACUGGCUCUCGCAGAUCCAGAACCACAUGAAUGGUCCUGCCAAAAAAUGGUGGGAAUACAAGCAGGACUCGGUCAAGAACUGGCUGGAGUUUAAGAAAGAGUUCCUCCAGUACAGUGAGGGUACUCUGACACGGGAUGCCAUCAGACAGGAACUGGACCUGCCCCAGAAGAAUGGGGAGCCCCUUGACCAGUUCCUUUGGCGCAAAAGGGACUUAUACCAGACUCUACACACAGAGGCUGACGAAGAAGAGAUCAUCCAGUAUGUUGUAGGGACCCUCCAGCCCAAACUUAAGCAUUUUCUUAGCCACCCCUACCCCAAAACCUUAGAACAGCUGAUCCAGCGGGGCAAGGAAGUUGAGGGCAACUUUGAUCAUUCUGAGGAGCCCAGUCCCCAGAGGUCCCCCAAAAACCAGUUAGGAGGAUCAGUGGAAAGUUUACCCCCUUCUUCGACUGCUAGCCCUGUCGCUAGUGAUGAAACCCAUCCAGAUGUUUCUGCUCCACCAGCCACGGUGAUCUGAGCCCAGAAAACAAGGCACUAGACACACAGGUGGGAACUAUCAGCUUCUUGAGCAGGUUUGUUCCCAUUCAGUGGGUGCCUCGGGCUACCCUGAAGAUACUGAGAUCUCAGCUCAGCAGCUGGUUGAAGGUGACUGGCUUUUUCUUCUGGUAUCCCACGUGGAGAUCAUAGCAAGCUUGAAUCAUCUGAGGUGCUUCAAGCUGGAACCUCGGUAGCUGAGUUUGAGAAUGGCUUUCUAAAAGCAAGGAUUGGACGAUGUUAUCAAGGUAGGAAUCCUUCUUUUGAGGCAGAGACAACUGUGUCCCCGUGGGUGAUGAUUCCCUAGGGAUUUAAAUAGACACCAACACAGAAGGUCCAUCCUUCUAACGUCAGUUCUGUCCUUCAACGUGGUUUUCCUUCCAGGCAUUCUCUCGUCCUUCCAGGUAGCUGUUGAGAGAUGACGUCUGUUUAUCUCUGCAUUAGCCAAUGGAUUUACUGACUUUCUAGGAAGUUUCUAUUUUUUUAUAAUUUCCUCGGCAUCUUUUAGACCAAGCUCCAAAACCUGUUGGAAAGCAAGUUUCAAGUGUCCUGGCAGAAUUUCAACAGAAAUUCCAGCCACCACUUGAAGUUGUGUUGUUUUGGCCUCCGUUGUGAUUCUUAGAUGGGUCUCUGGAUUCUCUCUGACCUGAUUUUUAAGGUCCUUCAGCUCCAGGAAAGCCCUUAGUAGAUACAAACUUCCCACCUUUCCUUCUCUAAAUCCAUGCCAUUGAGAGGAGAAGGGUUCAUACAAUUGAAUGUCUUGCCUCAUACACGAGGGCGAUAAGCAGAGUUCUAGAGAAGAUAGAGAUUUUUAAGAAAUGUCUAUGGGGUUCAGAAAAACAUAGAAGACGCUGAGGUUGGAGGGAUGCAUAGACUAUAAGAAGGGAAAAUGUUGCACAAACACAGCUUGAAUGUAGAAUUUAUCCCGCCUACAAGAACAUCUACUAAAGUUGUACUAGCUUUCGCUAGUUGAAAAAAAAAAUGGACUGAGUAUUUCAGUAGUGGGGAUCACCUUACCAAAGGUGUAAAGACCCUUGAAGCUGUUUAGCUGAGCCUCAUUUGAUGAUGCAAACAAGAAGCAAAUUGGGAGGAAGAUCCGCAACUUUGAGACUCUUGUGCAGUUAAAGACAGAAAAGAAGAGAGAAGUAAACACCAAAGUUCGUAUCUUGGGCAGACAACGUGGCAUGCAGAGGAGGUGAUGAAGAGCAGCUGUGAAAAUCUUGCUGGGAACCAUGGGGAGAUGUGAUUCCUUCCCAUAGGCUAGAGUGACUCAUUCAAAACUGGCUGCGAGUUCAGCGCUUCCUGAAUCACACGUGGAGCAGAGAUGGAGACGGAGGGACGGUUCUGGAAAAGCCCAGAAAGCAACAGAGUUGGAUGGACGUCAUCUUCCCCUAGCUCCUGCUGCUCUCGCAGAACGAGUGCCUGAAGAAGGAGAAGGGAGUUGUUUUCUUCUGUGGUUGGUGACAUAGCACCUGAAUUCUUCAACGGCUUCACCUUUUGCAUGCAGAAGUGGUGUUUCCUGAGGAACU
This is a messenger RNA of Crotalus tigris (Tiger rattlesnake), 3261 nucleotides long. RefSeq names its product activity regulated cytoskeleton associated protein (gene ARC). Gene Ontology annotation, molecular function: mRNA binding. The record is from RefSeq and is a predicted model, not a curated record. The transcript is spliced from 3 exons. Gene Ontology annotation, biological process: positive regulation of AMPA receptor activity; modulation of chemical synaptic transmission. NCBI's taxonomy places the organism in Eukaryota, Metazoa, Chordata, Lepidosauria, Squamata, Viperidae. The coding region runs from base 489 to 1715 and encodes 408 amino acids.